AUGGCGGACAAGCAAGCUUCAAAUGUCCCCGUCCAUGACCCUAAGCAGUCCAGUGAAUACAUUCCCUUUCCCUGCCUGCCUCCUGGAGGCCCUCUCAACCGCUGGUCAACAAAGAUCACCCGUGAGCAUGACUAUCCCGGAGCUCAGGCUAUGCUCUACGGAGCCGGUGUCCCAAACGAGGAAAAGAUGAAGAAUGCACCUCAGGUUGGUGUUGCUACCGUCUGGUGGCAAGGCAACCCUUGCAAUACUCAUCUCCUCGAUCUUGGCCAGAUUGUCAAGAACUCCAUCGAGAAGGAGGGCAUGAUCGGAUGGCAGUUCAACACCAUUGGUGUAUCUGAUGCUAUCACUAUGGGAGGCGAAGGCAUGCGAUUCUCUCUCCAGAGCCGAGAAAUCAUCGCUGAUUCCAUUGAGUCCGUCACUUGCGCCCAGCACCAUGACGCCAACAUCUCUAUCCCUGGCUGUGACAAGAACAUGCCCGGUACCGUAAUUGCCGCUGCUCGUCACAACCGCCCCUUUAUCAUGAUCUACGGCGGUACCAUCCGUAAGGGUCACUCGAACCUUUUGGAGAAUACUAUCAACAUCAGCACCUGUUACGAGGCCUCGGGAGCUUUCACUUACGGCCGUCUCCACGCAAAGUCCAAUCCUGGCGAGCCUGGUCGUGAGAGCGGUGAUGUCAUGACUGACAUUGAGAAGCAUGCUUGUCCUGGUGCUGGAGCCUGUGGUGGUAUGUACACAGCGAACACUAUGGCCACUGCCAUCGAAGCAAUGGGUCUUACGCUGCCUGGCUCUUCGUCAUACCCUGCCGAAUCUCCCGAGAAGCGUCGCGAAUGUGAGCGAGCUGCUCAAGUUAUUCGAACAACUAUGGAGAAGGACCUUCGUCCCCGUGAUAUCAUGACCCGAGCUGCUUUUGAGAACGCCCUUGUUCUGACCAUGAUUCUGGGCGGUUCAACAAACGGUGUUCUUCACUUCCUAGCUAUGGCCAACACAGCCGAUGUGCCCCUUACCAUCGACGAUGUCCAGCGUACCAGUGAUCGCACUCCUUUCCUCGCCAACCUCGCCCCUAGUGGAAAGUACUACAUGGAGGACCUUUAUAAGGUCGGAGGAACCCCCUCAGUGAUUAAGAUGCUUGUCGCUCGCGGUCUUCUCGACGGUAGCAUCAUGACCAUCACUGGCAAGACCCUUGCAGAGAACGUCGAAGACUGGCCUAGCUUGGACCCCGGUCAGGAUAUCAUCCGUCCUCUUGAGAACCCCAUCAAAGAGUCCGGCCACAUUCGCAUUUUGAAGGGCAACUUUGCCCCUGGCGGUGCCGUGGCUAAAAUCACCGGAAAAGAGGGUCUGACAUUCACUGGCAAGGCCCGCGUAUUCAACACUGAAAAGGAGCUUAACGCCUCCCUGGCAAACAGCGAGAUCAAGCAGUCCGACGGCAACUUGGUUAUCGUUGUCCGAUACGAAGGCCCCAAGGGCGGCCCGGGAAUGCCUGAACAACUCAAGGCUUCUGCUGCCAUCAUGGGUGCCGGUCUCUCAAACCUGGCCCUCGUCACGGACGGACGAUACAGCGGAGCUUCUCAUGGCUUCAUCGUGGGCCACGUCGUGCCUGAGGCUAUGGUUGGAGGUCCUAUUGCUCUAGUCAAGGACGGAGAUAUGAUGACGAUUGACGCUAUCCGCAAUCGCAUCGACGUGGACAUCACUGACGAGGAGAUGGAGAGACGGAGAAGUGAGUGGAAGGCCCCUGAACCCAGGGUCAAGAGAGGUGUAUUGGCAAAGUAUGCCAAACUGGUUGGAGAUGCCUCUCAUGGUGCUGUGACGGACCAAUGGUAA
This is a messenger RNA of Fusarium sp. VM40, 1818 nucleotides long. The record is from the annotation of a GenBank genome assembly. NCBI's taxonomy places the organism in Eukaryota, Fungi, Ascomycota, Sordariomycetes, Hypocreales, Nectriaceae.